UUGGAGCAACCUGGUGUGGUGGGAGGUGUCCCUGCCCAGGGCAGGGGGUGGCACUGGGUGGGCUUUAAGGUCCCUUCCAGUCCAAACCAUUCUAUGAGGCUAUGACACUGCCUUCACCUUGGCCGUGGCUCCACCAGCAGCUUUCCAAGGCCGGGCCCUCAUGUGCGGGCACCUCCGCGCCAGCCCCUGCCCAGGGCCCACAAGAUGGCGGCCCCUCUCAGCCGGGCCCCGGCCCUCCCCGGCGCCAGUAGGAACCUUCGCGCAGCGGAACGCGCGGGCGCGGGGGGCGGUUUCCGGGCCGGGCCGGUGGGAGGCUGGGCCGGGCCCGGCCCCCUCGCCAUGGCCGAGGGCUCGGCGGAGCUGGAGCUGUUUCGCCGCCGCUGGCGGGAGGAGUUGGCGGGGGGUGCGAAGCGGCGGCGACGGGAGGAGGAGAAGGCGGAGGCGGCGGUGGCAGCGGAGCAGCCCGAGAGCCGUCGCAGCGCGGAGCCGGGCGAGCCGGCCUACCUGGCGCUUGCCCGCGGCCUGCUGGAUGGCGGCGGCGGCGGCGCCCCCCCGACCUGCCGCAGCCCCUCGCCCGCCCGCCCCGCCGAGGAGCCCGCGGGGGAUGGAGGCGGCGACAGCGACGACCUGCUGGGGCAGCUCAUCCGGGACCUGAAUGAAAUAAAUGAGGUUCCUUUCUUUGAUAUCCAGCUGCCUUAUGAACUGGCGCUGAAGAUAUUUCAGUACCUGGGCAAGGCUGAAUUGGGAAGGUGUGCUCAGGUCAGCAGGACGUGGAAAGUCCUUGCAGAAGAUGAAGUGCUGUGGUACCGGUUGUGCCAGCAGGAAGGAUACCUGUUAGAUACGAGCAUUUCCGAUCGUUCCUGCUGGAAGCUCGCCCUCAAGAACUGCCGGGCCAAGGAGCGCACUCUGAAAACCAACUGGAAGAACCGCAUCGGUGCUGUGAGCCAGCUGCAGUACGAGCUGGGAAAAAUCCUGUGUGAUGUACAUUCCUGCGAUGGCGUAGUCAUUGCUGGAUAUACAUCAGGAGAAGUGAGGUUGUGGGACACUCGCACCUGGGACUACACAGCCCCCAUCCUGGAACCGAUGCAUGGUCCUGGUGAUGCUGGACCUCAGCCACAUGUCUCCUUUGUGAGGAUAAACAGCUCUCUGGCUGUAGCAGCUUACGAGGACGGCACAGUCAGCGUGUGGAGCCUGAUGUUCGGGCGGGAGCCCAUCCAUCGGUACCAGCACAAUCAGAGGAUUCAGGCUUUAGCUCUCGGUGCAGAGGGUGCGACGGUAGCAACGGCGUCUGGCUUCCAGGUCAAAGUGGAAAGCCCUAACGACAGAGGAUUCUGGCAAACUAUAGAAACAUUUGAAAUCCAGAAAUUGGUCAACUUCCUUAAUCUGGUUCCAGAUGUUACGGGGAGUCCAGUGACAGUAGCAGCUGCAGAAGACGUUGUCUAUCUCCUGAAAGCAGAAGAUCCUGCUGGCAAAAUUCUCCAUUCUGUCUAUGGUCAACCUGUCACGUGUCUCGAUGUGUCAGCUCACGAAGCAGCCUUUGGGGUCAAAAACUUUGGCUGGUUAUUGAAUGAGCCCAACCAGAUUCUUCUUUACAAUCUGGAAACAAGUCAGUGUCUGAAGAAGAUGGGCAACUCCAUGGGUGACUUUACGUGUGUCAACCUCCAGAACAGUCCUCCAAACAUGCUUGUUACAGGCAAUAAGGACAGAAGGGUCAGGGUAUUCGAUCUCCGCAGAAGCGAAUCUUUGUGCUCCUUCUACGCCCACCAGUUGGGAGUGUCUGCGGUACAGAUGGAUGACUGGAAGAUUGUCAGUGGAGGAGAAGAGGGCUUGGUCUGCGUGUGGGACCAACGGAUGGGCACCAAGCUCUGGGAAAUGCACGCCAGGCAUCCAGUCCGCCACGUGUGGUUUAAUUCUCACAGCCUCAUCACUGCAAACAUCCCUGAUGACAAGACCCCCCGAGGCGCCAGCAUCGCGGAUGACGACCUGACCGCACACCGCAAGCACCGGGGAAUCAUUUACGCCUACGAGUUCUCCGUGGACCAGCUGGCUGUAGAAAGUGUCCUCCCUAUUUGCCGCUCUUCCUACGAUGAAGUGACCGGUUACAACUACAACAUUGGCCUUGCAGUUCCCUACGAUGACAUUUAGGUAACUCACUUUACUUGGCUUCUGUGGUUCCAGCCCUCUGCCGAGUACGUGGCCAAAAAGGGUCUCCACAAGGGCCAAGCACCAAAAAGGUCGUGUCGGCUCGAACCAGCUGAGCGUUUGCCAAAAAACUUGGGGAUAUGAACCAGAAGAGAGCGUACGGCUGCCCUCGAGCACAUCCCAAAUGUUUGAGGAUCUGCUGUGGUGGAAUGGGGAGACUGAAGAGUUAAGGGGAACAGUAAACUUGAGUGUAAACACAAGUGUUCCUUCCUGCUGCCUGUGGGAAAAACGCUGCUGAUCCCGUCUUGGCUGAGGACAUGUUUGGGAAGCGAGAGCCCCGGGUGGCAAACUGAAGUGGUGGGAGGCUGAGGAACUCAUGCCUGUCCUGAGAGGGAAAGGAAAAACACCAAGGAUUUGGGAAAAGCGUCUCGCUGAGCCACAUGUUUGAAAAUUCUUUCCUUGUAGUGAGCUGCUCAUUCUUCUUUUCCUUGGGGUGCAUGGGAAUGUGUCUAGGAACAGGACCAUGCACAAAAGGUUAUGCUGGUUGGGAGAGGGGAGGAGGAUGGAGAGGAGGAGGGGAAGGUUGGCCUUGGCCGGGCUGGAUGCUUGGAAACUCAGCAGGCCACACGCAUCAAAAUUAUUUUAAAAUAAUUUAUUUUUUUAAUUCUCUAAAAUUCCGGAUUAAAUCUUUUCUAAUUGUAUGUGUAUGUGCUUGUGGGUUCUUUUGUUCGUAAGUCUUUCAGGGUGAGCUAACCCCUGUGCACUGAGACAAAAGGCCGUGGUGUCUCAGGUCAGUUGUCAGGUCUGUUCUCUGCUGGAUGGUGCCCCUCCACGGCACCUGGAGGAUUUCCCUGGGACUGGGGUUUCUGACACCAUCCUCACUUCCCAGCUGGGAACUGAUCACUAGUUUAAAGAAGCAGGAGGGAUGAACUGGCCACCAUCCCUCUGCAUGGGGAGUCCACACUCAAUGCUGUGGAGAAGCAUCAAGUUCGAAAUAAACAGCGUAGAACCUCAGGUGAAAAAGAGGAGUGAGGCUUUAUCUAAAAUCCAGGUUGCACUGACAGAGGUAGAACCAGUUUGGCAAACAAGAGCUCCAGUCCUGCGUGGAUAUGUUUUACUGGUUUAAAACUAUUUUGUGGUUGUGAUUUGCCCUUGUAAACUUACUGGUACAAGCCAAAGCCACGUAAAUCAAGUUUAAAUUGAGGUUACGUUUUAACUUAACGCCUUUUUGCUGGCUUAAUGGAAUCCAUUUAAAAGUCCAGUGCUGGGAGGGGUGGAGGAAAUGUGCCCCAACUGGCAGGAGAGGGGCUGGUGGGACUGUCACUUCCACCAUCAACCAGUCACCAUCAACCACCACCCUGGAGAACUUUGUGCUGGGCUCCUCCUGCCUGGAGAGAGUCACGUUUCCCAACUAUUCCAUGGCUUUGGCUUGGGGUGAUUUUCCAUGGCCCCAUGGCCAUCUUUCUCCUGUGGGUUUGAGUUGUAACACCUUUUCGCUUGUGAUGGACUGAUACAAGAAGUGCAAGGGGCAAAGUCAUUCUGACCAAUAAAUUUUAUCUUUUUAUAAA
This is a messenger RNA of Calidris pugnax (ruff), 3710 nucleotides long. It is a transcript of the gene FBXW8, whose product is annotated as F-box and WD repeat domain containing 8. Gene Ontology annotation, biological process: cilium assembly; protein ubiquitination. The transcript is spliced from 11 exons. The coding region runs from base 205 to 2145 and encodes 646 amino acids. Gene Ontology annotation, cellular component: centriole; Cul7-RING ubiquitin ligase complex; ciliary basal body. The record is from RefSeq and is a predicted model, not a curated record. Lineage: Eukaryota; Metazoa; Chordata; Aves; Charadriiformes; Scolopacidae. Gene Ontology annotation, molecular function: protein binding.